This is a messenger RNA of Fonsecaea nubica, 1113 nucleotides long. RefSeq lists its product as hypothetical. NCBI's taxonomy places the organism in Eukaryota, Fungi, Ascomycota, Eurotiomycetes, Chaetothyriales, Herpotrichiellaceae. The coding region runs from base 1 to 1113 and encodes 370 amino acids. The transcript has a single exon. The record is from RefSeq and is a predicted model, not a curated record.
AUGCAGAAAUCUCCCCCUCCUAGCCCCCGAGGCAAAGCCAGCGAGGCAGCCGGAGUGUCCAAGACCGGCAAGGCCAAGUCCAAAGGUCCCAUCCCAGCCACUGCAGCGCCGCCGCCGCCGCCGCCGUCGCGCGGACAACCACCCAGGGCGCGACGAUUGAGCACUCCGGACUCGGACCCGAUAGUGACCUCUAGAAGGACGAGGAGUCGGGCCCAGGCCGCCGCCGCCGCCAACACGGCAGACGAAUUCGCCGCGGGCGGCGCUCCGCCCAUCGUGUCGCCAAAGUACAAGACGAAGCGGGCGCUCAAGCAGGCCAUCAAGGACGCGCUGGGCCCGGCGUACGUGAGUCCGACUCCCGCGCCUGGCGCAAAAGCUUCGGGGUCGAAGAAGACAAAGGUUGCCGGUCCUUCGAAGAAGGCGAAGAGUUUGGGAAAACCGACGAAGGUGACGAAGAAGAAGAAUAUGGUGGUGGCGAACGAGGAGGACAAGAAGAAGGAGAAGAAGAAGAAGAAGGAGAAGCAGAAGAAGACGGCGACGAGUCCUCCCAAGCCGGAAAAGGAAAACGAACCCCUGGCGCCGCCGGCCGUCAGCAUUCCCGAUGUCAUGCCUGCGGACCUUUCCCCGUACUGGUCCGAGGACGAGGUCGCCCCUCUUCCUCCGCCGAGGAAGGUCCCAAACAAGUCAAAAGGGACGAUGACAUCCACCUAUGGAGCUGCCCCGGAGAAGACUGGUGAGGUGGAGGUGGAGGCGAAGAAGGAGAAGCCGGACGAGGAGACGCAGGAGACGCAGGAGAAGCAGAAGCAGGAUCUGAAGGACAAGGCUGAGAUCGACAAACCUACUACUGCUGCUGCUGCUGCUGCAGCACAACAACAACCAGGACCCAACAGCGAAGCGGCCCCGAAGAAAACGACAAAAGCUAAGCCAAAGGACAAGGCCAAGGCUACUAAGAAGACUACCGAGCCCAAGAUUGCCGCCGCCAGCACAAAGGUUACCAAGAAGAAGACGUCCGAGAAGAAAGCUGCCCCCGUCAAGAAAGGCGCUGCACAGUCCCAGGAUGGCCCGGCGAAGCGCGUCACGAGAAGCAUGGCCAAGGCGCAGUCCAAGUCGACUUGA